CAGCCACGCAGACUACAAGGCUUCUUGCAUAUUUCAAAAAGAAAAAGAAAAAAAGAUCUAAAUUAUAAAGAUUAUGCUUGCACUAUCGGGAUGCUGUUCCUGGGCUGCUGCUGCCCUCCUGCUACUCUUUGGAGCCCAGGCUUUCCCUAUCGGAGAUUCUUCCGGAGAAGAGGAAUUUGGCGAAGAUCCCUCCUCCAGAACUUCGGCAGCCGGGCGCGUCCAAGUGAACAUUCCGACAGAGUUGGCUCUUUGGCUACAAGGUACUGCAGCGACGUGGAAUCAAGAGCUGUGUAAGGAGCAAAAUGCAUGUAAAGGUACAAUGGACAUUAUGGCACAAAAUAAUCUCAACCUUCCAAAGAUAAUUAAAGAAGAUGGAUGCUACCAGCCUGGAUUCCAAAAGGAAAGUUGUUUAAGAAAACUUUCAAGUGGCCUCUACGCAUUCAGAACAUUCUUGGAAUAUAUAGAAGAAACUACACAAAGAAGUGUUUCUGUAUCACUAGGCGCACAGAACCUGGCAGAAACCUUGAAGUCAAUGAUGAACAAUCCUGAGACUGUGAGCAUGCCAUCUCCUGACACUCAGAAAACUCUUGCUGCAAAGUUAAGAGAACAGAGAGCUUGGAAUAUGAUAGUGAUCAAGCACUUUAUUCUUCAAGAUUUUACUUUAUUUAUGGAGACCACUUCAAGAGUUAUUCGCCUUCUAUAACGAGUUAACUGUAAUGCCUGAAUGCUUUAAAUCAGGCAUAUCAAAUAUCCACAUCUGAAACAGAUGUAAUGGUUGUUCUCCUGAGAGAAUUUUUUUUACUUAUUUAUAGUAUUGAUAUAACUUAUUUAUGGUAUUUAAUAUAUUUAUUACAUAUUUUAAUAAUUUUACUUCAACUUAAUUUAACUUUAUUAAAUAAUGUAUAAUUAUAUUUUUAUGAAAAUUUAAUAUAUUAAAAUAUAUUUUAAAAGAAAAAAAAUCCUGCAAGUUUAUAAUGGAAGCAAACUUCAUCUCCAUGCACAGCAACUAUAUUACAGACUUAUUACAUUUCUACUUUGAAAUUCUAAAUAUUAAGUCCUUUAUUCAACACUGUCUUCCAAAAAUGACAUUCAAAGGGAAAACUUGUAGUCACCAACGAUCUAAGAUAAAUAAUUUUUGCCAUACCUGUUUUCAUUCAACCAUCCUGAAACUAUUUAAAUAGAUAUUUCAGAUUUCAUAGAACGACAGAGUUGAUUGAUAGCAACAUAUUAUCUGUCUUGAUAACUGUUUCCACUUUGAAAUUACACUUUUUUGUCUUAUAACAUUCUAUCAGAAUCUACCUUCCUAUAAUUUAAAUCCAUUGUCCCAAAUACUAUAUUCUAGAAGGGAAAAGGCUAGUCCUGAUCUUUUCCUAUGUGACAUCCUAUCAAUUUAAAGACUACUAUUAUAUCCCAUCAUCCUAAUAUCCUUUCUCAUAAUCUUUUUUCAUAGAUUUUAAUUUCUAGUCCCCUGCUCCAUUACUAUUCACAGAACAUGUUCCAAGACUGAAUCUGCCUCAGGAUGUACUGCUCAGUACUGAACAUAAGACUAUUCUGUCCAAUACAAAAUAAAAUGGAAUAAUUACUUCUUGCAACCAACAAUUAUAUUUCUAUUAAUGCAGAAUAAAAUUACCCUUUUUUGCAGCCACAUUUCUGCUCAUAAACCAAUUUAUUGGGGCCAGAAUAGCUCAGGCUGUUAGAGCCUGUUAUUAGAACACAGUAGCCUGCAAUUACUGCAGGUUCAAGCCCGGCCCAAGGUUGACUCAGCCUUCCAUCCUUUAUAAGGUGGGUAAAAUGAGGACCCAGAUUGUUGGGGGGGCAAUAAGUUGACUUUGUAAAAAUAUACAAAUAGAAUGAGACUAUUGCCUUAUAUACUGUAAGCCGCCCUGAGUCUUCAGAGAAGGGCGGGAUAUAAAUGUAAACAAAAAAAAAAAUUACUAUCCACUUAUCUGGCUUAAGCUUUUGUUAUUAUUAGCUAAUUUCUACAAGACCUUUGGGCCUCUUGUCUACUGUCAACUUCAGUACUAGUUACUGCAUCCUCGCUAGGCACCAAAUGUGGAGAUCAACAUGCUAGAUAUUUCUUUGUGACCUGCCAUUAUUUUUAAUUUAUCAGGGUGGCCCUCUUUCCAUUAAAUUGUUCAGGCCUGGCCUGCACUAAUGCUAUGCAGGCAGAAAGAUCAGGAAAAAAAUAGCUUUUCUUGCAAUUUAAUUAUUUAGACUUAUGCCAUAUCUUCCAAUAUUCCAGAAAAUCAAAUUUCUUUUGACCUUUUAGACAGUUAAUAAUUGUGCCAAGGAUUCUGUUAGGAUUGUCAAAUGAAUUCAGUGGACUUAUUAACAUUACUGAAAUCAAUUACAUAAGUUAUAUAAUAUCGGGACUGUAUAUGAGGGGUUGGUGAACUGACUGAAUCAUGGCGGUUUUAUCCAUCUACUGCCUAAGAACUAUUCCUCAACUGUUGCUCACCCGGAUUUGCUGGUGUUGUCAGUUACCAUCUUGACUGGUCCAGGAUGGGCCUGCUUGCCGGACUCUUACUAUGCGGACAUUCACAGCGGCUGACCUUCUUGUCCUGCGUGAUUAACCUCUCUCGCAGGUUUGGCCCCCCACACUGA
Messenger RNA from Ahaetulla prasina, 2604 nucleotides. RefSeq names its product interleukin 6 (gene IL6). The record is from RefSeq and is a predicted model, not a curated record. The transcript has 5 exons. Gene Ontology annotation, cellular component: extracellular region. Gene Ontology annotation, biological process: positive regulation of cell population proliferation; immune response; T-helper 17 cell lineage commitment. Bases 74 to 703 code for a protein of 209 amino acids. Gene Ontology annotation, molecular function: interleukin-6 receptor binding; growth factor activity; cytokine activity. NCBI's taxonomy places the organism in Eukaryota, Metazoa, Chordata, Lepidosauria, Squamata, Colubridae.